Linum tenue is the source of this 708-nucleotide messenger RNA. The record is from the annotation of a GenBank genome assembly. NCBI's taxonomy places the organism in Eukaryota, Viridiplantae, Streptophyta, Magnoliopsida, Malpighiales, Linaceae.
AAGUACAAAACAUCUUUCUGUAUCCAUCCUUUUCUCUUCUAUUUUGACACCCAGAUUAUAGAUGUAUUUUAUGUUGCCGUGCUCUGAUGCCUCUGCAGGUUGGAGUUGGGAUUGGCAAGGACUGUGUGAAGGUUUUAAAAGAUUAUAAUGUCUCUGUUCAAGCUGUGGAGGAUCUUUCAUCUCUAGCAAAUCAAAAGCUUGGCGGAGAACCCGGAAAUUGGAGUCUUAAAGCUUUAACUGAGAUGCUUGUUUCCAAAGAGCUUCCGAAACCGAACAAGAUCAGACUGGGGAACUGGGAAGUUAAAUCUCUAUCAAAGUAGCAACAGCAGUAUGCAGCUAUACCAAAACUGUUUCUUCUAAUGAAUAGGUCUUGAAAGAGCUUUGCCGACACAAAGAAUUCUGUAGGUGAAGCCAGUGAGGACGUGAAAGUUGUGCCACCAUGAGUUCCUUACCUGCAGAGUUUCCUCAUCAUCAUCCUGCAAGGCAAGUCAACGCAAAUAACAAUCAAUUGCUCAACAAACUGACAAUUAACUUAGGCCCUAGUCUUUUUCUCGUCCUAUGGCAGAUAAGGACUAUAGACUAUAUAGCCUAAGAUAGUCUGAAACCUCAUUGUCUUCUGGUCCAUCUAAUCAAAGCCUAAUGUCCCCACUGAUAUAAUUAUUGAAUCCAAGUCCUACUUGAACAUCAGAAUGGGGAAAAAAGUAUCCA